Labrus bergylta (ballan wrasse) is the source of this 2688-nucleotide messenger RNA. The record is from RefSeq and is a predicted model, not a curated record. Lineage: Eukaryota; Metazoa; Chordata; Actinopteri; Labriformes; Labridae.
UCAGCUGCUUUAAAAAUAACUAAUGGGUGGUCCUGAAAUAACAGAAGGACUUUUGAUUGGUUGCUGACCAAGACUGAUAAACUUUUCUCCUGUUUCUAUGCUUCUUCGCGUCUGCAUUUCUUAAAGAUAACAACUCGUACAGUGAUCUUUUGAUCUGGUGAGUAUAGCAUAAAAUAUGUGUUUAGUUAGUAAUUAUUUUCAAUCUGCGUGUGUAUGUCUGCUUUACUGUUUGUUUUUAUGCAUCUUUAUCUGCAGCAAAUGUCAGUUUGUAUGUCUAUUUUACUGCGUUGGUUUAUCACCUGUGUUAUUUCUUCAAAGCCUAACCCGGAACAAGGACUGCAAAUUAGCCAUGUCUACAAGUCCUAGAUACAUUACAUCUGUUGCACUUUAAUUAGAUUUAACAAUGCUUACAUGUAAUGUCCCUGACAAAUAAACAGAUUAAUCAAUAAACACAGCACUUUGCUCAUUGUGAGAUGUAUUUGGUGUGAGCUGGGGACAAACAUUCAUAUUUGAAGAUCAUUUGUGUGUUUGAUGUUAUAUUCAUUAACAGAUUGUAAAGUCUUUUUGGUCAGUGCUGUACUUAGCAGUGUGAUAACAGUUGUCUUAAAUCAACUCCAGCCUGCAGGGAAGAUCAAGAGAAAAGCUAGAAAAGCGAGAAAAGCUUCAUGUGUUGCUGUACUUGACAUACUAAGUGUUUUCUUCCAUCAUACUUUCUUUGUGCAUGAUGUUUAUUAUUGUAGUCUUACAUUCACUUUUAUUUGUCAGAGGAUUAUAGUGACUUUAUAACAUCUCUUUUAUUCCAGUUUUCAAGAAGCACCAUGGGGAAUCUUUCUGGCAGUAAACACAUACAUACAGAAAUUAAAGAAACUCUGGAUAGAAAUGAUCAAGACUUAGCUCGUGCAAAGAUCCAGGAGUAUUUGGACAAGGAGCAAAAUGUUCCUCUAAAUAUUGCUGUCACAGGAGAGUCUGGCUCUGGUAAAUCCACCUUUGUUAAUGCCAUUAGAGGUAUAGACAACAAGGAUGAGAAAGCUGCUCCUACUGGUUGUGUAGAAACCACCAUGGAGGUCACACCGUACCCUCAUCCAAACUAUCCCAAUGUGACAUUCUGGGAUCUUCCUGGUAUCGGCACCAACAAUUAUCCUGCUGCUAAGUACCUGAAGAUGGUUGGAUUUGAAAAGUUUGACUUCUUCAUCAUCAUCUCAGCUGAUCGCUUCAGAGAAAAUGAUGUGAAGCUGGCUAAGGAGAUUCAAAAGAUGAAGAAGAAGUUCUACUUUGUUCGCUCAAAGAUUCAUGAUAACAUACGUAAUGAGGAAAGAAGUCAGAGAGAGUUCAAUGAAGAAAGGACCCUGAUACAAAUCAGGAACAACUGCAUCCAGGGUCUUCAGGAUAUAUGUCUCCAGUCUCCUCAGGUCUUCUUGGUGUCCAGCUUUCACCUGACACUGUAUGAUUUCCCUCUGUUAGUGGAGACCUUGAAGGAAGAACUUCCUGAACUCAAGAAAGAUGCCUUUCUGCUUGCCAUGCCCAAUAUCAGUGUGGACAUGAUCAAAGAAAAGAAAAAGGCUUUCCAAGCAAAGGUCAAAUACUGGGCUACUCUAUCUGCAGCUGUAGCAGGUGUGCCAGUUCCGGGGCUUUCUAUGGCUGUUGAUAUAGCCUUGCUGGUCGGUGUUGUCACAAAAUAUGUUUUGGGGUUUGGUCUUGACAUCCCAUCACUGAAGAGAAUGGCAAACUACUCAGGUGUUCCUUAUGAGGAAUUGAAGAAAGUCAUCAAGUCAACUCUGAUAGCAGUAAAAGUAACUCCUGAACUUGUAAUGAGGUUGUUGGCUCAAUUCAGCAGUUUAGCUGUAUUACUGGCAGCAGAGGAGGGGUUCAGAUUAAUUCCACUACUUGGAAUCCCAGCAGCAGUGGGCCUCUCUUUUACCUUUACCUACAGAAGUCUUAACAUGAUCCUCGACAUGCUCGCUGAUGAUGCAGAGAAAGUAUUUACUAGGGUCCACUUGAAAACCACAGGGUGAUAUUGUUAAAGAAAUAGCAUUCAGUACUUAUUUGUCCUGUCAAAAUAAUGUGUACAUUUUGAUUUAUUAAUUGAAAUCACAUUGAAAAUAAGAUGUUAAAAAGAGAAAAAACAAAUUAAAUUAGUUUGUAAAUGAAAACAUUAAUGUGAAGAACUGACUACAGUGAAAAUGUAGAAGUUAGAAAUAACCAGCUAGAAAAAGAUAAAUGCAGACUGAGUAAGUCUAGCUGCAGCACAAUGCUUCUCACAUUAUUGAUCUAUGUGAUUCAUCUCAUCCUCAAAUGUUGUUUAUAUGAAUCAACUUUUGACUUUUAGCUGCACAUUUUAGAGAAUGUGCUUCAUGUUUUUUCAUUUUCUUCUGACGUCCAAUCCCAUUUAAAACAGUUUGUUUUUAAAUGUCUGUAUUACUGAAUAACUUUUAGCAUUAGAUCACAUUGAAAGAUGCCUAUUGAUCGUCUUCAUAGUGAUAAUGUUAUUUUUGUAUAAAGGUUUAUAAUGCAUGGAGCUUAACUAUUAUUUUGUACAGCUCUGCUGUUUUUAAGUGCUGUAUACUAAACUGAUUUAUAAUCCAGCUGCACAUAUCAGUAAUCUGUUCAAAUCAGGAAACAUGAGUGUUGAUAUCAAAAUGUUUCAUAUAACUGAUGUUCUUGAGUCUUUAAAUAAAAUCAUUAAAACAA